This is a messenger RNA of Salvia miltiorrhiza (redroot sage), 978 nucleotides long. RefSeq lists its product as uncharacterized. Bases 1 to 978 code for a protein of 325 amino acids. Lineage: Eukaryota; Viridiplantae; Streptophyta; Magnoliopsida; Lamiales; Lamiaceae. The record is from RefSeq and is a predicted model, not a curated record. The transcript is spliced from 4 exons.
AUGGAUUUGGAAGUAGACGAAAACAAUCGGUUCAAACAUCUGUUUCUUGCUCUUGCGGCUUCCAUCUCACCUUUCUACUUUUCGCUUCGACCAGUGAUUGUGGUCGACGACACACACUUGAAGGGGAAGAACAAUGGUAUUUUGUUCGUCGCCGUGACAAAAGACGGAAAUGAGCAAGUUUUUCCGUUGGCAUUUGGUGUCGGGCCGAUCGAGAAUGAUGAGUCAUGGAAGUGGUUCUUGUCAAAUAACAAAAUUAAGGGCUACGGGCAAGCUGUUGUUGAGCUUUUCCGCCAGGCUGCAUACGCCUACGUGGACUCAAAAUUUUCACGUGCAAUGUCGGCUAUGGCUCAAUUGAAGCCGGCGGCGUACGGGAAGUUGAUGCGCGUAGGCCUAAGAACCGAGGCUUUGAAUGCCCGUUUGUUGUGGGCCAGACGCCUUUCUAUAUGCUCCAUGCUGGAGGCAAUCAGGAUGGUUCUGGAGCAGUGGUUCAAUGACAGACUUGCGUCUGCGGAAGAGAGCGAGGAUCUUCUUACUCCAGAGGCAACACAGAAGAUAAGUGCGGAGAUCUCAAAGAGUCGUCGUUACACUGCGAAGAGGACCUCCGAGAGAAAAUACAGGGUUCGUGCUGGUGAUCGUCGCUUCAUGGUUGACCUUCAAGCGAAGAGCUAUGAAUGCAAUGAAUUCGAACUGGACGGCAUGUCGUGUUCUCAUGCGAUCGCAGCCAUUACUGAGGCGAACGAGCCAGUGGAAGAUUACGUGGAAGCUUACUACAAGCGGAGUUCACUGGUUCAAACAUACUCCGGUUCAGUAAAUCACUUGCCUCCCUUAGAGCAUUGGGAAAUUCCGUUUGAAAUUGCAACUGAUAUUGUUUUGCCAAACCUUUCUCGGCGACAAGCUGGUCGACCAAGAGAAUCUAGAAUUCCUUCAGCUGGUGAGAGGCCGACUCAGAGGACUACUACAAGCGGAUGCAUCAACUAG